Nilaparvata lugens (brown planthopper) is the source of this 2094-nucleotide messenger RNA. RefSeq names its product prisilkin-39-like. The record is from RefSeq and is a predicted model, not a curated record. The coding region runs from base 60 to 887 and encodes 275 amino acids. The transcript is spliced from 4 exons. Lineage: Eukaryota; Metazoa; Arthropoda; Insecta; Hemiptera; Delphacidae.
GAGAUAUGUGUGGAGAUGGUUAGUAGUUUUCACAUAUAUAUGAUAUCACAAUCAUAUAUAUGACUUGCAUAUAUAAGUUGCGGUUCUGCCAGGUGUUUGUCUCAUUUGCAUCAAAUAGUUCAGCAGAUAUGGAUACGCUGACCAGUAUUAAGGUGGUGCUCUCAUUCGUGCUGCUUCUGAGCGGCUUGUCGCGAGCGGCUGAAGACAGCACAAAUAGCAAAGAGGAAACAUCAGCUGAUCUCAAAGCUGAACCUUCAGCGAGGAGUGCAUUCAACAUCAGAGAUGGAGGCUACGGUUCGAGUGGGGGGGGAUAUGGUCUAAAGUUCCCGGGAUCCAGUCGCUAUGGGGGUAACAACUACUACGGCACCGGACCAGGGUAUGGAGGCUCGGGAUAUCCUGGAGGAUAUCCUCAAGGAUACUACGGUGGCGGAGGAUAUCCCGGUGGAUAUGGAGGCAGCAACUAUUAUGGAAACAGUGGAUAUGGAGGUCCAGGCUAUGGAGGGUCCUAUGGUGGAUAUCCCGGCAAUGGUUAUAAUAGUUAUGGAGGCUACCCAACCGGCUCAGGAAGCUACGGCGGUUACCAGGGUGGAGGUUAUGGAGGAGGUUACUAUCCAGGAGGCUAUGGCAACAAUUAUGGCAGCGGCUAUGGCGGCAACUACGGAGGUUAUAGCGGCAACUACGGAGGUUAUGGCAGCAACUACGGUUAUGGAUCAGGUCCCGGCUAUUAUGGAUCCUCGGGUUAUGGCGGAAACAGCGGUUAUUACGGAGGUUAUAGACGAGGUUACUAUGAGCAACCAGGUUAUGGCGGAUACAAGGGCGGAUACAACAACUAUAACCGGGGAGGAGGUUAUGACGUUUACGACCGUUACAGCUCUUACAGAGGUUAAAACAAAAAAUGCCUGCCGCGGGAGGAAUCGAACAUCUCUACUGCCUUCUAUGAUAGAGAAACUAUAGCUUACGUAGAUAUCCUAUGGUAAAGGGCGUUUAUGUCGCAAUUUUCACUGUUAUCUCAAGCUGAUAGUCCACAUAGUUAUUUCCCGUGAUGCUGUGUGACGCUUGUAGUCUCUCAUAUCGUGUCGUUCAUACACAAAACAUUUAAAAUUGACAAUAAUUGACAAUAAUUGGCUUGAGUUAACAGUAAAAGUUGCGACAUAAACGCCCUAUACCAUGGGAUGGAUAUCUACUUACGCUAUUGUUUCUCUAUGCUUCUAUAUACUGACGGUUUUUCUUCACAGUGAUUUGAUUUCAAGACAUUGUCCAUUAUUUAUUAUUAUAGUGUGGUCCACGUUAUAAUGGCAGUGGAUAAAGAUAGAAGAAUAGCGAUGUCAAUUCUCUGCAUUAAUUUAUUAUAUUUCUACACUGUCAAAAACAUAAUUGGCAUCAUUGUGGACCUAGAAAAGGGUAGUACCACCGGCUUUGUCGAAUGAUAGACAAGGAUAGCAAAACCAAAGUUGAAAAAAUACUGUCAUCAUAACGUGGACCUCACUAUAGAACCAGGAACAGAUUUCAAACAAGUGAGGAGGCCCACGUUAUAAUGGCAGUGGAGAAAGAUAGGAGAACAAUGUUGUAGAUUCUCUGUCUUGAUCAAUUACAGUUCUACAUAGUUGAAAACAGAUUUGGCAACAUUGUGGAGCUAGAAAGGGAUAGUGCAAUCUGCUUUGUCGAAUGAUAGACAAGGAUAGCAACACCAUUGUCAAUCAAAUACUGCCAUUAUAACGUGGACCUCACUAUAGAACAAGAACAACCACAACAUGAUACAGUAUCAACACAAUAUGAUACAGUAUCACCUCCACUUGUACCCUACAUUUAACUACUGAAGAAUCUACAAAAUUCUUGUUACCAUAUAUGAACCAAAGAGAAUAAACACAUUUUAAACCAGCCUAACACGUAAACAACCAAGUAAGUUGAAAAACAACUUUGAAAUUUUAUCAAGAGUUUAUUUGACUCUAUCGGAUCAUACUUUCAUUCAAGGUCAACAUUUUAUCCAGAAUUUUGAGUCAAUUUAGAUUGUUUCUUGAAUAUUUAUUGCAGUAUCUUUCCCCUAAUGUAUAAUAUUAACUUAUUAAACUUUGGGCCAAAGUUUAUUAAACGUUA